Messenger RNA from Penicillium longicatenatum, 1323 nucleotides. RefSeq lists its product as uncharacterized. The transcript is spliced from 3 exons. The record is from RefSeq and is a predicted model, not a curated record. Gene Ontology annotation, biological process: transmembrane transport. Gene Ontology annotation, molecular function: transmembrane transporter activity. NCBI's taxonomy places the organism in Eukaryota, Fungi, Ascomycota, Eurotiomycetes, Eurotiales, Aspergillaceae. Bases 1 to 1323 code for a protein of 440 amino acids.
AUGAAUGACAAUCAAGAGAAUCUUACAGCGGUAGGCUAUAGAUGGCGGUCCGCUAAAUGGUUCAUCCUCUCCACCAUUGCAAUAGCAUUGUUUGCAGAAACAUUCUUAUAUGGCUUUUUGGUCCCUAUCCUAGGUUAUAUGAUCCAAAAUCGUCUACAUAUCGACCCCUCCCAAACCCAGAAGUUGACAUCCACCAUACUGGGCCUUCAUGGUGCUCUCGCGGUGCUUUCCGGCCCUAUCAUUGGACAUUUUGCCGAUGGAAGCCGCAAUAAGAAGGGUGCCCUGCUAUGGUCGCUUGGUUUCUGUAUUAUCGGUACUGGUAUAGUCGCGGGCGCUCGUUCGGUCCCUCUGCUACUUAUAGGCCGUGCUAUGCAAGGCAUUGCGGGGUCUGCCGUGUGGAUUGUGGGAUUUGCGACCGUCGGGGAGACCGUGAGCCCGGACAAUAUGGGCUCGGCGAUGGGGUUGAUGAUGUCUUUUGCGAACUCGGGGACAGUCAGCGGACCAGCACUCUCUGGUCUACUUCUAGAGGCUACAAGCUACUGGAUCACAUGGUCUAUCCCGGUAAUAGUUCUUACUAUAGACCUUCUAGCACGAGUCAUCAUGAUUGAACCUCCGUCCGCGUGCAAGAAAAAUGGCGAUGUAGCUGAGACUACGAAUCUGCUAUCCUCCGGCCAACACGAACGAAAUCCAUCCGAUGUCGGUGCCUUCUGGCGCAUCAUGCUUUGCGACGGUCGGGUUUUGACCUGCCUUCUUAUCACAAUGACCAGUACCAUUGUGACCACAAGCCUUGAUGCCACACUUCCUCUACAUGUUCAGGAAAAGUUUGGAUGGGGUCCAAGUUGUGCAGGACUCCUUUUUUCCGGUCUCGUUAUUCCGGGCCUCAUUGUCGGUCCCAUUGCCGGUUGGGUCCGGGAUCGAGUAGGUGCACGUGUCCCGAUAGUGCUCGGUUCUAUACUACAAUCCGCACUGCUGGGGUUGAUGGGGAUUGCUGGGAGCGACGCAGUUCCUUGGGCUAGUGUCCGGACAGGAGGCAAAUCAAUGUAUAUAGCGUCCAUUAUUGGUAUAGGCGCAGUGAGACCAUUUGUAUCCGGUUUAGCGCCUGUCGAAUUGACCGCUGCUGCCAAAUCACGCCAAGAAAAGAGCCCGGGUAUUUUCGGUUUACAAGGCGGCAUAUCGCGCGUUUUUUCUAUGCUAGAUGUCGCUGCUUCCCUUGGCUCAAUGAUUGGUCCAAUCCUAGGUGGAUCUUUGAGGGCACUGGUUGGCUAUGAAUAUAUGAGCUGGGCUUGGAGUACGUCGCUUGAUACCUUCUAUUCGCACUACUAA